Messenger RNA from Gigantopelta aegis, 7166 nucleotides. Its product is annotated as E3 ubiquitin-protein ligase RNF139-like. The record is from RefSeq and is a predicted model, not a curated record. Lineage: Eukaryota; Metazoa; Mollusca; Gastropoda; Neomphalida; Peltospiridae. The transcript has 2 exons. Gene Ontology annotation, biological process: ERAD pathway. Gene Ontology annotation, molecular function: ubiquitin protein ligase activity; actin binding. Gene Ontology annotation, cellular component: endoplasmic reticulum; endomembrane system. Bases 98 to 2158 code for a protein of 686 amino acids.
UCGAAGUUGAGAUGUGUAUGUGACCCCCUCCGUCGAAAAUUGGGGGUUAUAGCAGCACAUAUUACUGGGGACAAGUCCCAGUGUCCAUUGACGAAUCAUGUCAUGGCAAAACAUCGCAGAAAACGCUUUAGACGUGGUUCUACGAGUGCCGUCUCUGUUUGUCAUAGACUGUAUUUUAAACGGGAAUUUCCUGCACUUCCUCUUCGUGCACGUAUUAAGAACGUCAGAAGUGUCAACUGACUGGGCCUCGGUUUUUUGGAUGUUGUUUAUAGGCAUAUGUUGCUGUAUUGCUGUGAUAGUUUUCUGCCUGGACGUGAAGCAGCUGAUAGAUACAUACAGCUAUGUUCUGUCGUUUGCCGUUUUGCUCAUAUCGCAGCAGUGCAGCUUUACCUAUGUUAUUCAAAUGUACUCGUUGGAGCUUCGUAAGAUGGAGGAAAAACCAUACAUGAAACCGUAUAAUUUUGUGGAGCUUGUGUCCUUGAAUCCAUAUAUAUUUUGUUCACAUAUCUUCUACCAACUGAGUCUUUCACAGAUUUUUAUCCUACUGCGAACUAAUCGCCACUCGUACCGACAAAGUGAAAAUAACAAUGGCAUGAGGUUCCUCUUUCAGAUGGCCAUACAUAUAUCGCUGACCUUUCCACUGACAGUGCUGGCUUUCUACCAAGACUUUCAGUUUUUUCUCUGGACCCCAUUGAUGUCCCUCAUUUUCCCAAUGCUGCAGUUAAUUUCAGAUUUAUGCAAUUCUCUAUACAAUAUAUUUAUUACACUAGUAAGAACUUAUAGUUUAGCUUCUGAGACGAUUCAGGCAGUUGGAAUUCAAAGUUAUGUCGAAGGUCACUGGGUGAGAGUGAGAGUUCCCACUGUUCUAAGGGUGUUUUUUGUGUUGCGUGUAUUGUAUCAAGUAGCCAGCCAUAUACUGUACAUGAUGUACCAGCAUUACGUUGUCACAGGGAUAGUCGACUACUGGGCCUGGUCCCUAUCCACAGAGACUCUUCAGCUGGUUGCUGUAAGAAGCUGUGAGACCACAGUGUCCCUGUUGGGACUGACUAGCAUAGUAUCUCUUGUGACACAUUACAUUGGUCUCUUCAUGGCCUUUUGUAUAGGCUCCGAUACCGAGGAGGACCGCAACAUGGGCACAGUGUCGGCCAUAUUGUUUUUUAUUUUAGCACUGCAGACCGGCCUAACCGGUCUUAUUGCGGAGAAACGCUUGAUGCAGCUCUAUCGUAAUUUCUGUCUGCUGUCAACUGCAAUAUUGCAUUUUGUGUAUAACAUGGUAAACCCUUUAUUAAUGUCGCUAAGUGCUUCGAGGAACACCAAUAUUGUACGUCACGCCAGAGCUCUGAUGAUGUGUGUGUUUCUGACUUUAUUUCCGCUCUGGCUUCUCACUUACCUGUGGAGCCGCUACACGAUCAGCACGUGGCUUCUCGCAGUGACAGCAUUUAGCAUUGAGGUUAUUUUCAAGGUGUUUAUUUGCCUACUCGUGUACACUUUAUUCAUAGUGGAUGCUUACAGAGACAAGUUCUGGGAGAAGCUCGAUGACUAUGUUUAUUAUGUGCAGUCCACUGGCAACACAGUGGAGUUCCUCUUUGGGAUAUUCCUCUUCUGUAAUGGAGUGUGGAUUAUGCUGUUUGAGUCUGGUGGGGCAAUCCGAGCCAUCAUGAUGUGCAUACACGUCUAUUUUAACAUCUGGAUGCAGGCCCGGGAGGGCUGGAAGGUGUUCAUGAAGAGGAGGACUGCCGUGAACAAGAUCAACUCGUUACCGACGGCGACCCAGGAGGAACUGGACGAGCUGAAGGAUGUGUGCGCAAUCUGCUACCAGGAGUUGAAGGGUGGGGCACGGGUCACGCGCUGUUCGCACUACUUCCACGGCAUCUGUCUGCGCAAGUGGCUGUACGUCCAAGACCGCUGUCCUCUGUGUCACAAGCUCAUCUACAACCCGGACCCACCACCACCAGGUGCAGGUCCAGCCCCCAGGGGGGAAACUCCUCUGAUGCUAAAUAAUGACCAGGCCCCUCCACUGGUUCAGCUGAACCAGGACAGACCUGAACAUGUCCCUGAUGUCAUUGGCAUGGGUAACCACGUGUUUCCUGAUCCUCCACCACCACCACAACCACACUUCAUGCAUCAAGGUGCCUACCAGCGCAGAAUGGCACCCUAGCUGUUCUCGUACAUGACCUGCUUUGGGUCCACUAUUGAGAUUAUCUUGAGAGUUUGAGACAUAGAUUGUUCAACGGGUUUUCAUCUAAAUUUAAGCAGCAUGCAAUUUAAAUAAUAGUAUGAACCAAGUUAGCAAGGCUUGAAAUUCAUUGUUUGAAUGAGAAGCAAUGUUUGCAUGUCGUCAGAUUUUAAUCUGAAAGCAAAGGCUAGAAAUUGAGAACCCGUUCUAGAAUGCAGGUAUUGAUAUAAAUUCUAUAGUUGUAUAAUUCUUUAAGAUAAAAGCAAAAGCUGCAUACACGUGAACCUGAUAUUCAGAACACACAUUGUGUAUUUUGGGCAGCAGUGUAUGUCGGGCUUCAUGUCAGUUUUAAGCCUUGCUAAGUAAACGAGGUGACUUCAAUGAUGGAGUGAUGAAGUCAUUUAGUGUAAGUGGGCUCUUGCUGAUCUCUGUGCUAAGAAAAGCAUUUAGGCAGCUGGAUACCGUCUUAUGGAGAUGACUGGGCACUAAGAUCGCUGUAAGUUCACACAUCUUGGGGCUCGGAUUGCUUUGUAAAACGGCCCAGCUGCGUUUAACCAGAACAUCAUGCCUGAAUUUCUUAAUUUGAAAUUUAAGCAUGAAAAUAAGAUACAGAUAUAUAUAUAUUCAAUAUAUAAUCAAAUAUUUCUUCAUUUUAAAUAGAAAUUUAUAUAAUAAUUUAUAUUAAAACAAAAUUCUUGACAUCUGGUUUUACGUGCUGAGAUUUUACUGGAUUUAUUUCCAUGAAGUCAGAUUUGCCUUCUUGAACCUUGACCCUAUUUGAAAGGAAGGAACAAAUUGUAUUUUGUUUGAUGAUACACUGAAAACAUUUUAAUUACGGUUGUGUGGUGUUGGUACUAUUUGAAAGGAGAAUAGUCACAUGUAUGUUGUUCACCUAAACAUACCAGUACAUAUACAAUUUUAUCGGUGGAUACUUUUAAAAAACCCAAAACAUUUAAAUUACGAUUUAAAGUAUGUAUGUUAUAAUAGCACAGACCUGUACAGGUUAUACCAUAAAUAUAUUAAUUAGUGUAUGGCAGUCAAUUAAAAUGUUUUAUUUAUUUUAAAUCACAAUUGAAUUAAAUUUUGACCAAAAAUAAAUUAGUGCAGGAUCCAGCAUUGGAUUCAGGGUUUUGUAGGGGGGUGAAGUGGUAGGGAUGGGCGUUUGGGCUAAAAAAAAAUUAGACUAAUGGAAAAAGGUAAAACAGUCCUGGAAAAUGGACCAAAAUAGUGCUUAAAAGUCCUGGAAAAUGGACCAAAAUUGUGCUAAAAAAUCUUGGAAAAUUAACCAAAAUAGUGCUUAGAAGUUGUGGAAAAUGAAACCAUUUGAAGUGUAUGCACCCUGAUAUAAGAUCCUCUACUGGGCAGCCUUUCUCUUUGUGCAAACAUAAUUACAAUCGGAUGGUCAUUCACACUAACCCUGGGCUAGCUCUUUUUCAUAUAAUCUCUUCAAAUUCAAAAGUUGCAGGAUCCCAGUUAUUUAUCAAUCAUUAAGUGAAAUUAUUUUACAAAUUAUUAUAUAUUUUUUUCUCCAGUUUUUAAAAUCCACAAUUAGUGAAUUUAGCGAGUGACAGACAUUUGUUUUAAUUGUGGAAAAUAUGUUUGCAUCGUCAAUCCACUUGGACUUUUGUCAAUAUAUACAUGCACUAGUUAUGAAUCCUACAGUGAGCUGGAGCUUUAUUUUCUUUGUACAUGAACAUAACUUGGUAUAACAUAAAAGACUUGAAUUCUUAUCCACUAUUAGUAAAACUUGAAUUAUACAUAUAUGUAUUUUCAUCCAACAUAGGUUGAAAUGGCUCUCCUCCGUGUUUGUAAUAUAAAUACUGAUGAAAGGUGUUCUAUAAAUAUUGAUGAAAGGUGUUUGUUCUAUAAAUAUUGAUGAACGGUAUUUGUUCUAUAAAUAUUGAUGAAAGGUGUUUGUUCUGUAAAUAUUGAUGAAAGAUGUUUCUGCAAGAGGGAACAGAGGGUGCAAUUACGUACCGGAAAAUCCUGGAAAUUAAUUGAGAAAAUAUUUUGUAAUUUUCAGAUAGAUGAUAGUUUAAGAAUUGCUGUUUAAAAUUGGUCAAAGUGCGUAAAAUUUAGUGUGGAAUUUCAAAGCAUUUCUAACCCAUAACCACCUAGCAGGGGCAGUUUUGGUCUGUUUUAUUACCUAGAUACCCUGGAAAUAUUGUCUGGCAGAAAACGGGGAUAACGAGGAUCCAGAAUAUGCCAUAUAUGUAAGCUGUCAACGUCUAAAUGUAUUCUAUUUUAUAUUAUUUUAUCACUUUCAGGCUUAACACAAGUGGUAUCUUCAAAAGGCAGUACUUUACAAAAAAAAAAAAAAAAAAAUGCCUACAAAAUAGUUGUAUCUUUUGUAUCUUUUAGUGAAUGCAUUAUAAAUUACUUACUUGUUGUUUACACUUCGAAAACCAUUUACUUGACAUCAUAGAAUAAGCAGGAGAGUUGUAGCUAUAAAUGUGACUGUUGGUUGUUGUGUUAUGAAAUUUCUCUGAAGUUUGAGUGAUUUAAAGGUGUUAGAAGUACAGUGGAUUAUAAUAUAAAGUUAGUUAUGCAAGGACUAUAUUUAUUAUUGCAUAUUGUGUAUGCUUGUCAUUUUCAAAGUGAAUUCAGAUACUUUUUUUUAAAGUUCUCAAACUACUUGAAAAAUUCCCUCCAGAUUUUGUCUUUCUGACCCUUUCCCUCCACCCGGACCUGAAGGGUCCAAAAGGGAACAGUUAAGCCAAUUAGAAAAAAAUAAUUCUUCUUUAGAUGUUUAUGUAAUUUGUGAAUGUUAUUAAAUCGGGUCCCCCAUUUAUUAAGAACCCCAGGGAGGGGUGAAGUUUACCAGUAUAGUUGUAUGAAGAAAUGUAUAUUAAACUAAUUUCUUCAGAUACUGGUAGGCCUAUAUUAGACCAUUUCCACCUACCGUAAAUUUUGUGGGAAGCUUCUUUGAUCCAUGGAGAAUUUGAUCGUUCUGACCACCGAUAUGUCGGGUAAUAAAUAUCUUUAUCACUCUAGAUGCUUGAUCACGUUUAUUAAGACAAUUAUCCCCCCCCCCCCCUUUCCCACACACACCAACACCAGUUUUGUGGAGUGCUGCUUUCCCUGCAAUAAUUUGAUUUUUUACUCGCCUGGUUUUUUUUCAAAAACAAAAGUUCAAUAAUCAGGGCUCAGAAUUAACAAUUUGAGCAAGGCAAAUUGUGCCUGAAGUAAAAACAUUAAUUAAUUUAGGAGCAAACUUUGGUUAGUUGAAAUAAAAAAAAUAAAAAUAAAAAAUUAGACAAAAAGAAACCAACCUAUUUUAUAAAUGUAUAACCGUGAACACCAUAUGGACAGUUCUAUGGGAACUGGUGUUAUUUGUUUGAUUAACAAACAAACUAAAACAUCCCACUUCUUGAAGUUGAAUAGAGAACAAAAAAAGGUGCAUCCACCCCACCUUUUUCAACUUCUAUUGCAGUUUCAAGUAUGAAUGUUACCAGUAGCUUUCAUAUAGUAAUCCAGGUAGGGACAAGACCAUGUAUAAAUAUAUAAAUACGUUGCUACAUUGCCUGUGUGAUUGGUAAAGGAAAAUGAAUAAACCGUAACAGAAUAAUGGUCAAAGUCCAAGUCACAAGAUGUGACUAAAGCAAUUUGUUGAGGCGCAGAUGUAAAAUUAUCGUUGUAUUUGCCACUAAAUAGUUGCUAAUUCGAGCCCUGGAAAUGCAUGUAUUAUACAUGUGUUUGAUUUAUGACUUUUGGUUUUUACAUUGUGCCAGAUGUUAAUUAUACUGAUCCCAUGCUUAUAAAACUUAAAGUCUAGGCUCCAAAGUUGAUUAAAUUGUGUCUAUUCAAGUAGAUUUAUAGUCUAGAGACUGCUAGAGUGUAGACUGAAACUGAAGUAUGUUAUAAGCAGGGAUCGAACAUAAGGACGGCACAGACGACAAGAUAUAAAUUGCCAUAGGUAGAGAGCAUCACUGAUGGCACUUUGGUGUUGUCAGUAAAGUUCCUCAACAGUGGCGAAAUGUACACACCUGGUCUGCCAAUAUUUAACAUUUGCACAUUUGAAAUAUGUCUACAUACAGCAAAAUAGCCUUUCAGUCAAGUUUUUAUAUUUGAUGCAAAUGUCACUUUUAAAAAAUUGCCAUAGGCAGGCUUAAAAUUGCAGUCAGUGAGCUGUUUCACCCAAGACAAUUCUUUUACAAAUUGCUGUGGGAGGCAAAGCAUGGGACCAUGCAAGCUUUAGAAUAAGAAACGAUGAGUAAUUAGUAUGAACUGACCAGAUACACAAUAUGGUGUGGUAUUUGGGCAGUUCAUUUUAGAAUCCCACUGCAGUCGUUAAAAUGAUGUAAAUAUUUUGUGGUUCCAUCUGAUAAUCUUGUUUUCAACCAAGCACAGAACCUGGGUAAAUUUACAGCCCCACGACUGUACAUGUUUUUCAUUAUUUGAUGAUGUUUUGAUAAUAGUAUCUGGUACAAUAACUUGCAUUUGAAUCGAUCAAUUUGUAAUCAUAAACAUGGAUAUAUGGGAGUUGUUGUGAACCAGGUUUAGUGUUGACUACAGCAAGGUUCGCCUUUGAAUGUGCAAAUGUUUUUAAAAUGUUAUAUAUUGUCUGUGAUACAGUGUAAUUAACUCUGUGUGUGUUUCUGCACACACAUUUUGAUUUUUUAAAAACAGUUUUAUUUUAUUGGAUUUUUUCUCACACACUGGGAAACUUCACAUAGAAAUAGCAAAUGUAUAGCCGUGAAGUUUCAGUGUCAAAAACAAAAUAAUAGCUUUUUCUAACUUUGAGUUUUGGUAAUCUUAAGAAAGUAAAAUUGAGAAUGAAAUAUCAACAUAUUUUUUUAUUGAUAAAAUAUGUACAUAUUUUUUAUAUAUCAGUUCUUUUGAUUUUUAAAACAGUUUACUUUGUAUAGAACCAAGCUUGUUAUUCCAUAUGUAACUGAAAUAUUUCUAGAUUUUAUAAAUUUAUGUGUGUUUACCCAAAACUAAGGUACACAGUCAAGAACAUUGAAACCAUAUUAUUUAAAGCAUGUUG